Molecule: messenger RNA, 1917 nt
Organism: Nyctereutes procyonoides (raccoon dog)
Lineage: Eukaryota; Metazoa; Chordata; Mammalia; Carnivora; Canidae
Gene: ZNF713
Product: zinc finger protein 713
Exons: 5
Coding region: 1-1584 (527 amino acids)
Biological process (GO): negative regulation of transcription by RNA polymerase II
Molecular function (GO): DNA-binding transcription repressor activity, RNA polymerase II-specific
Source: RefSeq, a predicted model, not a curated record
AUGCGCAGUCGGAGCCCCAGCCGGCACGGCGCGGCCGCCACGGCGGGGGAGCACGUCAGAGCCCGCCGGCGUCGGGGGGGCCCGUCCGGCAGCAGGGGCCUCGCCUUGGGCGUCUCUGGCCGAGGCGGGAGGGUCCUCGUCACCCUGUUCCCCGGAGUUAGGACGGCGGCGGCGGCAGGGGGCGGAGUCGCCCCGCGCCCUUUGUCGGUGGAGGCCGUUAUGCCCUCUUACAAUGCUAUACUUUCCCAAGGGGAGAACAUGGAGGAAAAGGAAUUGAAUGAUGGAUCACAGAUAGUCAGGUCUCAGGAAUCCCUGACAUUCCAGGAUGUGGCUGUGAACUUCACCAGCGAGGAGUGGGACCAGCUGUAUCCUGCUCAGAAGAACCUUUACCGAGACGUGAUGCUAGAGAACUAUAGGAAUCUGGUAGCACUGGGGCAUCAACUUUAUAAGCCAGAGGUGAUCUCUCAGUUGGAGCAAGAGGAGCAGUGGGUGAUGGAAAGAGACAGCCCACUGGAGAGUCAUGCAGAUGGGGAGAAUAGACCUGAAAUCAAAAAAUCAACCCCAAACCGGAAUAUUUCUGAUGAAAAUCAAAAUCAUGAUAUGGUAAUGGAAAGACUAACAGGAGACAGUUUCUGGUACUCCAUCUUAGGAAGACUCUGGAAUUUUGAUUACCAGUUAGAGUUUAACCAAGAAAUCCAGCAGGGACAUUUAGCACAAGUAUCUUUGACCCACAAAAAGAUCACACAGGAGAGAAACCUUGACUGUGAUAGAUUUGGAGAAAACUGUAAUGUGAACUCAAACCUUAUUAUGCAUCAGGGAAUUCCUUCAGUUAAAAUACCCCUUAGUUUGGACACACAAGGAAAUCGCAUCAAACAUAAUUCAGACUUGAUUUACUAUCAGGGGAACUAUGUAAGAAAUAAUCCUUAUGAAUAUGAGUGUGGAAAAAUCUUCAAUCAACAUAUUCUUCUUACUAAUCAUAUUCAUACUGAAGAGAAACUCAGUGAAUGUGGAAAGGUCUUCAACCACAACUCAUCUCUUACUCAACCUCAGAUAGUCCUUACAGGAGAGAAGCCCUAUAAGUGUGAUGAAUGUGGGAAAAGAUUCAGCCAGAGGAUACAUCUUAUUCAACAUCAGAGAAUUCACACAGGAGAAAAACCUUUUGUAUGCAAUGAAUGUGGAAAAGCCUUCCGUCAACAUUCAUCCUUUACUCAACAUCUGAGAAUUCAUACUGGAGAGAGGCCGUAUAAAUGUAAUCAAUGUGGUAAAGCCUUUAGCCGUAUCACAUCCCUUACUGAACAUCAUCGACUUCAUACUGGAGAGAAACCAUAUGAAUGUAGUUUUUGUGGGAAAGCCUUCAGCCAGAGAACACAUCUUAACCAGCAUGAGAGAACUCAUACAGGAGAAAAACCUUAUAAAUGUAAUGAAUGUGACAAAGCCUUUAGCCAGAGUGCACACCUUAAUCAACAUAGGAAAAUCCAUACUCGGGAGAAAUUAUGUGAAUACAGUAAAUGUGAGAAACCCUUAGGUCCCAGUCCUUCACUUACCCAGCAGCAGCACAUAACUUAUGGUGGAAAAAUCAUAUGAAUAUAUAAAUGUAUGAAAACUAAGUCAGAUCUUUUUAUCCAAUUCAAUAUCAUUAUUCACAGAGGAAAAAAAAGCUUAUAAAAAACUUUUAAUGCAUUGAAACUAAAAUAAAUUUAGGUCUUAAAUUAGUAGCAUAUUCCCAGGAGAGGAUAUAAAUAGUGAAAAUAAUUUAUUUUAUAAGUAAGAUUAUAUUAAGAAUCAUGUUCCAAAUCUGAAAUCAAACUUUUUUUUCAAUGCCUAGAAACCUUGUAGGCAAUAAUCUGUAAUUAUUCACCUGUAACUUUUAUGAUACAAAGUUUUUAAAAAUUAUGUAAGCUUUAAGGCAGUGAUGCA